Molecule: messenger RNA, 977 nt
Organism: Malus domestica (apple)
Lineage: Eukaryota; Viridiplantae; Streptophyta; Magnoliopsida; Rosales; Rosaceae
Product: protein CRABS CLAW
Biological process (GO): style development; multicellular organism development; cell fate commitment
Cellular component (GO): nucleus
Source: RefSeq, a predicted model, not a curated record
CGUAUACGUACGUGCAACUGAGGUCUCUGCAUUGCAAUUAAGUGCAGAAGUAGUACGAUGAUGAUGACUAGUAACCUCUUAGCUAACCUAGCUACUUGUCCCAAUCUAUAAGUGCCUCCUAGUCAUCCCUUCAGAUCACAAACCCCAAACUUUCAUCUUACAAACCUCCUCUGCUUCUUCUUCUCCAUCUUCAAACUUUAGCCUUUUCUUUUUCUUUCCAACAUGAACAUGGAAGAGAAAGUUACCAUGGACCUCAUUAAUCAGCCAUCUGAGCACCUUUGCUAUGUUCGGUGCAACUUCUGCAACACUGUUCUUGCGGUUGGGAUUCCAUGCAAACGGUUGAUGGACACAGUAACAGUGAAAUGUGGUCAUUGCAGUAACCUCUCCUUUCUCAGCACCAGACCUCCACUCCAAGGUCAAUGCCUUCCUGAUCACCCCACCUCCUUGACUCUUCAGCAGGCGGGCUGUUGCAAUGACUUCAAGAAGGACCAAUCCUCCACAUCAUCGUCACCGGUAUCAAGCGACCCACCAUCCCCCAAAGCACCUUUUGUUGUGAAACCACCGGAGAAGAAACACAGACUUCCAUCUGCCUACAAUCGAUUCAUGAAAGAUGAGAUCCAGCGAAUCAAAGCAGCAAACCCAGAGAUUCCACAUCGUGAAGCUUUUAGUGCUGCAGCAAAAAAUUGGGCUAGGUACAUUCCCUGUCAAUCGUCAGCUGCAGGAUCAGGUUCUGGGAGCUAUUAACAACAACAUUUUGCAGGCAUGAACAUCCUAGCUACGUGCUGCCAAAACCUAAAACGCCAUGAUUACAUGGAGAUCUUAAUUAAUCAUCCGCAGCUGCUUCCUAGCUACUACUUCAUCAUUCAUUAGCAAUUCAGCGUGCAUGUAAUUGAUUAAGUACUCGUUUAAUUCGUGUUUAGAACUUUGACGCUCCGUACUUUUUGUUUCUUCGAUAAUGAACUUAACUUCCGUACUAA